Molecule: messenger RNA, 2128 nt
Organism: Austrofundulus limnaeus
Lineage: Eukaryota; Metazoa; Chordata; Actinopteri; Cyprinodontiformes; Rivulidae
Product: collagen alpha-1(XXII) chain
Cellular component (GO): extracellular matrix
Source: RefSeq, a predicted model, not a curated record
ACCCUCUGUGAACACUGGAGUGUUGCCCUGGAUUAAACAACAACUCAUCCUGGUUUCACSUAUCUGCAGGGGGAACAUUUAGAGUUAUUAGCUGCUGGUGAUGAUGCUGGCCUGAUGCUGACUCAGCACAUCCUGCUCCAGUGACACUGACUGAUCAAGUAAGACUGGAGAGCUUGAUGSUGACUGUAAGCUGAACGAAACGAAGCCCAGGAUCGAGAUGGAAUUACUUGUGGGAUUUAGGAUGGUCCUGGUCUGGUUCAUCUUGGCUUUGACUCUUUUAGACCAGAGAGUGGACGCACAGAGAGCAGGCUGUAAAAAUGUCCACUACGACUUGGCGUUCAUUCUGGACACCUCCUCCAGUGUGGGAAAAGAGAACUUUGAGAAGAUCAGGCAGUGGGUAGCCAACUUGGUGGACUCUUUUGACGUAGCACCAGAGAAAACAAGGAUAGCUGUGGUUCGCUACAGUGACAGGCCCACCGUGGAGUUCAGCCUGGGGCAGCACAGAACCCUGGAAGAUGUGAAGCAAGCUGCCCGUCAAAUACGCUACCUGGGAGGGAACACGAUGACAGGAGAUGCUAUCAGCUACACCACCACAAACAUCUUUACUGAACGGAACGGCGCCAGGCCCGCUGCCCAAGGCGUUCAGAGGGUGGCCAUCCUUCUAACAGACGGCAAGAGUCAGGACUACGUCCUGGAGCCCUCACAGGCAGCUGCCAAAGCUGGCAUCAGGAUGUUCGCCGUGGGCAUCGGGGAGGCUUUGAGGGAAGAGCUGGAGGAGAUCGCAGCCGAGCCAACCAACGCCCACGUCUUUCACGUCACUGACUUCAACGCCAUUGAUAAACUCCGGGGCAGACUGAGGAGGAGGCUGUGUGAGAAUGUCCUGUGUCCAAACAUGAAGGUUCAGCCCGAUCGCUUUAAACCCAACAGCACCAGUUCUGGUCUCACAGAGGUUCCAGGGUUUGACCUGAUGGAGUACUUCAGUGUGAAAGACAUUCUGGGAACCAGAGAUGACGACGGUCAGAGUUCCUACGUUCGUCUCGGCACAGUUCCAGUUGUUCAGCACACAGAGGAAGUGUUUUCUCAAGGUCUGCCUGAUGAAUAUGCCUUUGUGACCACAUUUAAAUUCAGAAAAACCUCAAGACGUGAAGAUUGGUAUCUUUGGCAGAUUUAUGACAAAUAUGGAAUCCCACAGGUGUCCGUUCGCUUGGACGGUGAAAACAAGGCAGUGGAGUACAACGCUGUUGGGCUGACAAAAGAUGCUGUCAGAACUGUCUUUAAAAACCCCCAAGUUGACAGCUUGUUCGACCGCAACUGGCACAAGAUUGCUCUUAGUGUGGAGGCCAAGCAAGUCUCUCUGUACUUGGACUGUAAACACAUCCAGACACUGCCCAUUGAAGCUCGAGAGGACAUUGAUAUUCAGGGAAAGACGGUGAUCGGAAAGAGACUUUAUGACAGCGUGCCGAUUGAUUUUGACCUCCAAAGGAUGAUGAUUUACUGUGAUUCAAAGCAUGCAGAGCUGGAGACCUGCUGUGACCUUCCAACUGGACCUUGCUCUAAGAAAGUUGUGACAGAAGCUCCUCCAGUGGAAAUUCCCACUCCGACGCCGACUGCUGCAGAGCAGAAAAGAGGCCCUGAAACAAACUGUUCCUGCCCKGAGGGGAAAAAGGGAGACGUCGGUUUACCUGGUGCAGCAGGUUCAAAGGGUGAAAAGGGUGACAUUGGCCCUAAAGGUGCCAUCGGACCAGCAGGCAUCAAAGGGGAAAAAGGAGAAACUGGCAAUAUAAACUCUGUCAAAGCUGACAGAGGUGAGAAGGGUGAUAAAGGCAGUAUAGGGUUGACAGGUGCUCCUGGACAGAAAGGAGAGAAGGGUGUUGGUGGUAUUCCAGGCAUUGAUGGCUUACCUGGUGACAAAGGAGACAAAGGUGAAGCAGGCCUGCCAGGUGUCCGAGGGUUACAAGGUCCAACUGGAUUAAAGGGAAUUCAGGGGGACGCAGGAAGUCCUGGUACACCUGGACCAAAGGGUGUUAAUGGAGAUUACGGUGAAAAGGGUGAACAAGGAAUUCCAGGAACCAAUGGUUUGCCAGGUGUGGAUGGAUUACCUGGAAAACAGGGACUUCCUGGAAAAGAU